Molecule: messenger RNA, 1061 nt
Organism: Carassius carassius (crucian carp)
Lineage: Eukaryota; Metazoa; Chordata; Actinopteri; Cypriniformes; Cyprinidae
Gene: rab27b
Product: RAB27B, member RAS oncogene family
Exons: 6
Coding region: 221-895 (224 amino acids)
Biological process (GO): melanosome transport; positive regulation of exocytosis
Cellular component (GO): secretory granule; melanosome
Molecular function (GO): GTP binding; GTPase activity
Source: RefSeq, a predicted model, not a curated record
GAGGGCGCGCUGGAGCCUCACACACACACACACACACACACAAUUUCAUUAGUACACACUCGAAGAGGUGUGCUUUAGUGUUUGAACGUUUCAUUGAGCAGGUUCCCGUUCGGAUGAGGAGCGAUUCGAGCGGAAUAAGCGGCGGCGGGCUUUGAUGAUGAUGAUGGUGAUGAUGAAGAGCGCGAGACACCUGUGAUCACGUUCAGCAUCAGUCUCUGAGAUGUUCAGCUCCAGCAGCACUAUGACCGAUGGAGAUUACGACUAUCUGAUCAAACUCCUGGCUCUCGGGGACUCUGGAGUGGGCAAGACCACCUUCCUCUACCGCUACACCGACAACAAGUUCAACCCCAAAUUCAUCACCACCGUGGGCAUCGAUUUCAGGGAAAAGAGAGUGGUUUAUACCACAAACAGCCCCAAUGGAACCGCAGGGAAGACGUUUAAGGUUCACCUGCAGCUCUGGGACACAGCGGGACAGGAGAGGUUCAGGAGUUUGACUACAGCGUUCUUCAGGGAUGCGAUGGGUUUCCUGCUCAUGUUCGAUCUGACCAGCCAGCAGAGCUUCCUCAAUGUCAGGAACUGGAUGAGUCAGCUCCAGGCAAACGCGUAUUGUGAAAACCCAGAUAUUGUUCUUGUGGGUAAUAAAGCUGAUCUGAAUGACCAGAGAGAAGUCCAGGAGAAACAAGCGAAGGAACUAGCGGACAAAUACGGAAUCCCCUACUUCGAGACGAGUGCGGCGACCGGAGCGGAGGUGGACAAGGCCGUCCUGACGCUGCUGGAUCUGGUGAUGAAGAGGAUGGAGCAGUGUGUGGACAAACCUUCGGUGGACGCACACAACACCGACGGCAGCAGCAAACUGGACACCGCAGCGGCUGACGGGAAGAAGUGUGCGUGUUAAAGCAGCGACGGCACCCAUCCGGAUCCUCCUGACCUACUGUAUUACAGAUGUGUGUGGACUGAGUCUGUGAGAGCUGUGGGACUGCUUCGUCAUCUUUAAUAACCCGUCCACAUUUAGCCCAGAUUAUUACUGUCAGGAAAUGCAUCUGAAAUAUUCAUAUAGAGAU